Messenger RNA from Alnus glutinosa, 3099 nucleotides. Its product is annotated as receptor-like protein Cf-9 homolog. NCBI's taxonomy places the organism in Eukaryota, Viridiplantae, Streptophyta, Magnoliopsida, Fagales, Betulaceae. Gene Ontology annotation, molecular function: protein binding. The record is from RefSeq and is a predicted model, not a curated record. The coding region runs from base 117 to 2879 and encodes 920 amino acids. The transcript has a single exon.
CGAAGUUUCAUAGCAAGUGCACAAAACUUAUGUGCAGCCUAUAAAUUAAAGCUCCAUCUCCUACCUUCACUUCCAAGCAUAUCUAAGACCAAAUAGAAAAACAGUGGUACAACAUUAUGGGUUUACCUCUUUCUCUCUUCAUUUUCAUGCCCUUCCUUAUCGUGCUUUCAACGUUGCAUCUUGUAUUCACCAUUUCUUCUCCUUUUAUGCAACCCCUGUGCCAUCAUGAUGACAGCUCUGCCUUGUUGCAAUUCAAGGAAAGCCUUGUCAUAGACGAGUCUGCUUCUCCUUUGGCAUAUAUGUUUCCUUGUCAAAAUAAGGUUGCGUCUUGGACAGUGGAAUGGGACAAAAGUGAUUGCUGCUCAUGGGAUGGGGUGGAGUGCGAUGAGGACACUGGUCAUGUAAUUGGCCUCAACCUCGGUAACAACUGUCUAUUUGGUUCUAUUAACUCCAACAGUAGCCUUUUUGGCCUUGUUCACCUCCAAAGCCUUAACCUUUCCUACAAUGACUUUAACGGCUCUCAUAUCCCAUCCCAGGUACGUGAUCUUUCAAGGCUAAUAGAUCUCGAUCUCCGUUUGUCUUCUUUUUCUGGUCAAAUCCCGUCAGAAAUUUCACAAUUGUCGCACUUGUCAUCUCUCGACCUGUCCUACAAUUAUAUGUACUCUUUUGACCACGACAUCACUUUGGAACUCAAAGAGCCCAUCCUCAGAAGCCUAGUUGCAAAUUUGACCAGCCUACAAAAGCUUGAUUUGAGUUAUGUGAACAUGAGCUCUACGGUACCUAAUAUUUUAGCAAAUUUGUCUUCUUUAACGCACCUCGGUCUCAGAAGAUGUGGUUUGCACGGGGAAUUUCCAAAAGGCAUCUUUAAGCUAUCAAAGUUACGGCAUCUUAAUGUGGGAUACAAUGAAGGCCUCACCGGUUAUUUGCCUGACUUUACAUGGAGUAGUCCGCUUGAGACAUUGAGUCUGGACGACACGAGUUUAUCAGGGGAGCUACCACCUUCUAUAGAAAACCUUGGCAACCUGAUUGAGUUGAGAAUGAAUAGUUGCAAUUUCUCGGGGUUCAUUUCAUCUUCACUUGGUAACCUCACUAAACUCACUUAUCUUGACCUUUCCAAUAACACUUUUGUGGGCAAUAUUCCGCAUUCACUUGGAAACCUUGUUCAACUAUCUUCUUUAUACAUUUUCUACAAUCAAUUGACAGGUCCAGUCCCUUUAAUUCUUGGAAACCUUGUUCAAUUAUCUUCUUUAGACAUUUCCUACAAUCAAUUGACAGGUCCAGUCCCUUUAAUUCUCGGAAACCUUGUUCAACUAUCUUCUUUAUACAUUUCCCACAAUCAAUUGACAGGUCCAGUCCCUUUUGAAGUUUUAAACUUACCACAACUGUUUUUUGUUGAUCUUAGCUAUAAUCUUUUGCACGGUGAAAUGCAUCUUGAGCUUAUGAAUGGGACAGGAUUGGAGUUCCUUAUACUGAACAACAAUCGGUUAAGUGGCCCAAUACUUACUUUUGGGCCUACAACUCUACAAUAUCUGGAUCUUUCUAACAACUUUUUCACAAGCUUUGGUCAACAUCCAACUUUUCUUUCAUGGACUCAUCUACAAUUUCUUGAUCUCACAUCCAAUUCGCUCCAAGGAUCACUUCCUAUUCUACCAAACAAUACUUCACAUUUUUUUAUUUCAAAGAACUCAUUGACCGGAAAUAUACAAGAAUCGUUUUGCAAUCUGAGUUCUCUUGAAGUCCUUGAUUUGGCUAGUAACAACUUAAGUGGUUCACUUCCUCGAUGCUUGGACAACUUUGGUGCUUCUCUAUCAGUGCUUGAUCUGCAAAGGAACAAAUUUCAAGGAAGCAUUCCAGAAACUUGGAUUAAAGGAGGCCAAUUGGAGAUAAUAAAUUUAAGUCAAAACAAAUUCCAAGGGCAGUUACCGAGAUCGUUGGACAAGUGUACGAUGCUCAAGGUCCUAGAUAUAAGCAAUAAUGAAUUCAAUGACAGAUUUCCCUCUUGGUUGGAAAAUCUUCCAAAUUUACAGGUUCUCAUUUUGCGGUCAAACAAAUUCCAUGGCCCAAUAAGGACUUCUAAGAGUGAAUACAUGUUCCCAAAGUUGCAAAUCAUUGACCUCUCUCACAACAAUUUUGUUGGAAAGCUACCACUAAAACUUUUCGGCAACUAUAAUGCAAAAACAUCCGAGACUGCAAAUCGUUUGACAUAUAUUCAUGUAUCCUCAUCUCCUAGUUACAAGGUUUAUGAAUAUGAUUACUCCAUGACAGUGACAAACAAAGGUGAGAUUAUGUUCUAUGAGAAGGUCCAAGAAUUAUUAAUGGUUGUUGAUAUCUCAAGAAAUAGAUUUGUCGGUGAGAUUUCAAAAUUUAUUGAAAAUUUAAGGGGGUUUCAUUUGCUCAAUCUUUCUAAUAAUGCUCUUACUGGCCACAUCCCACCAUCUUUAGGGAGCCUUACGGAGCUUGAAGCAUUGGACCUUUCUCAAAACAUGUUGUCAGGGGAGAUUCCACAACAGCUAAUACAGCUUACUUUCUUAGAAUUCUUCAAUGUUUCUCAUAAUAUUCUCACAGGACUUAUACCACGAGGGAAACAAUUUGAUACAUUUCAAAACAAUUCAUUUGAAGGGAAUCCAGGAUUGUGUGGAAUACCAUUGACAAAGAAAUGUGAGAAUUUUGAUGAGACGCCUUCUCAACCUUCCAUCUCUCAAGAAAGUCACGACUCUAAAUCACCAUUUGAAUUUGGUUGGAAAAUAGUUGCAAUUGGAUAUGGAUUUGGAUUUGUUGUUGGAGUAAUAAUUGGGCCCAUUGUGAUCGCAAGGAAGCAUAAUUGGUUAAUGAAGACAUUCCGAAUAAGGCCAUUGAGUAGGAGGAGGCGCCGAAAUUAAAUAGAACAUUCUGGACAUGAUGCCUUCCCAAAGCAAUAUAUUAUUAUUAUACCCGUGUGUUAUUUUGCUUGUAAUCUUAUUUUUCUGUGUGUUGUUUUGUGUAUUUAGAAUUAGCGUACCAUGACGACGUUGUAUGUAAAAUGCUUUGGUAAAAUCUUUUAUAUAUAUGCUCUUUCUAUAUUGUUUUUGCAAGUUAAUAAUGGUCGGAAAAUCCUUUUUA